This is a messenger RNA of Vitis riparia (riverbank grape), 2098 nucleotides long. RefSeq lists its product as uncharacterized. The coding region runs from base 190 to 1851 and encodes 553 amino acids. The record is from RefSeq and is a predicted model, not a curated record. The transcript has 6 exons. Lineage: Eukaryota; Viridiplantae; Streptophyta; Magnoliopsida; Vitales; Vitaceae.
AUGUGUAGUCUUGCAGUCGUGCUUGAGCUACCAGCCCUCAAAGCCACUGCUCUGCUUUGGCUAUGAUUGGUUGACACGUACCCAAUCACAACCUUCCUCGUCCUCCUCGUCUUCGUCUUCGACUUCCUGCAAGGGGAAGGGUCAGUCAACUUUGGUUUUUAAGAUUGAUUCAAAUGUUGUAAAAGUUCAAUGGAGGAUUCCGAUGCUACAACUAUUGAGUCCCUUCGUGCUAAGUUGCUGUCUGAAAGAUCUGCCUCAAAAUUUGCAAGGCAAAGAGUUGAGGAACUACAUAAAAGGGUGGUGGAAUUGGAGGAACAACUAAGAGUAGUCACAUUUCAAAGAAGGAAAGCUGAAAAUGCAAUGGUGGAUGUUCUAAUUAGUUUAGAGAAGAACGGCUUUAGUUACUUCUCAGAGGAAAUUCAUUCAGGUUCUGAUGACAAUGGCAUCAACACUGAAUCUAGAAUCAGUGAUAAUUCUGGAAGGGAAUUUUGUACCUCACCAGGCAGAAGCUUAUUGCAGAAAAGCUUCAAGUGUUGUCGAAACCAUAAUGGAAAGAUACAUGGUGACCGUGGCAGGAGGAGGAGGACAAGUUCCACAUCUAAUGGUGGGUCUACCCCAAAAACUCUUGGUAAAUCCAUCUGCCAGACAGAACAGGGAGAAAACAGAUGUAGGAAAUAUGCAGCAAAGCAUCAAAAUGAAGAAGAAGUUGUUGAGGGAGUUCCCAAUGCUGGAUUUUAUCAUGAUGGAAAAGACGUAAACAUGGAAAUUGCACUAGAGGAGCAGGCCCAGUUCAUAGGACACCAUGAAGCAGAAGAAAAGGCUCAGAAAGAAAGGGAAGAGAAGUUCAGAGGGAAUAGCAACUGUACUCUUGAUUCAUAUGGACCUGGGAACCUAUCAGAUGUCAAAGAUGAAAAAGAUGAAGUCAAGGGACUGACUUUGCAGCCUGCUGAAAAGAUUACCUCCCAGGAUCGAGGAGUGAAGCCCAAUGGAUUCCUGGCUGCCACUGAUAUUGAGACGGAAUGCUUAGAGCCUCAACAAUGCAGCAGUACAGUUUCUAGUGAAUCACCUUCUGAGUUUCCAGGAUUUGCCAUCUCCAACCAAAGAAGCAUAGAAGCUAAUGCCAACUGGAAGCAGCAACAAGAGGGGUUGGAGCAAAAAUCCCUCCACCCCCCUUCAAAUGUUUUACCUGGGCGCCAUUCAGCACGGAACUCUUCAUCCCACAUGCAGGGAAAUCUCUUGAAAGGAGAAUCCUCAGGCUGCAAAAAUAAACUCCAAGUGAAGGUGCUGUCAGAAAAGGCCAAUGGGUUGGGGAGUGUGCUGGAUGCCCUCCAAUAUGCAAAGUUAUCGCUUUCAAACAAGCUCAGUAGGUGGCCAUUGUCGAGAGAAAAUGGGCAACUGGGACGAGCUUUAGAACUGGAACCUCCAGUUCCUGUUCCUGCUAUGAGAGCUAGGAAUGGGAUGGCUGUUCCUGUUGGAUAUGGUAGACCACACGGACUAACCAUGGAUUUGCAACCUGGGGGAGUUCAGCCUCCAGCCAGCAUGUUGGGGUCCAGUCCUGGAUUUAGUUCAACAAUGUAUCAUCCUGAGAUGGGAGUUGCAGUCUCUGCUGGAAACCAAUUAGGCACCAACCAUUGGAUGGAGCCAAGGCCGAGAAUUUCUACUUUGAGACAAAAUUCUGAACCCCAUCCAGAUACAGGAAGGGAUUCACCCGGGUAUGGACAAUAUUCUCAUAUUUUGAUGCAGCGAAUGCCCUCUGACAACAAAAUUUCAAGACCCCCUCAAAGUAAUGGUAUGAAAAGGCGAUCAUAUUCUUUGUAUGAUGAUCAUAGUAGAUCAAUGAUGCAGGAAUAGCAUGGAAAUUUUCAGAGACAUGGACUGCAUAGAAAAUUGAGAUUAUAGUGUAGGACUCUUUUAUGAAUCAUAUGGGGAUGUUUUGUUUAUUAUUUUGGAGGAAAUUAGAAUAAGAGGCUGUGGUUGUGGACGUAUAAUGCCAUCCUGUUGAUGGUUGUGUGGUGGUAUAAUCUCUCCUGGCUGUGAGAAAUUCUCUUCCAUUACCCUAGAUUGGAGGCAUAAAAAGGUAGAAUUUUCAUGUUAAAUA